AUGCGCAGUCGAGGCGCCGGGGUUGGCGGGCGGGGCCCGGAGCCCUGCGAGGCCGCCUUCCCGGAAGUGUGGAACGUCUCUGGCCGGGGCGGCGCCGCCCCGGCGGAGCCGCAGGUCUCGGUCGUGGAAGCCGUGUCGUCCCUGACCAUCGCGGACGCGUUCGUUGCGGCCAGUGAGGGUCCUGCCCCGACGCGCCCCGCGCUCCCCAGCAGAUUCAUCUGCUCCUUCCCCGACUGUGGCGCCAGUUACAACAAAGCCUGGAAGCUAGAUGCGCAUCUGUGCAAGCACACGGGGGAGAGGCCAUUUGUGUGUGACUAUGAGGGCUGUGGCAAGGCUUUCAUCAGAGACUACCAUCUGAGUCGGCAUGUCCUGAUUCACACUGGCGAAAAGGCGUUCGUUUGUGAAAAUAAUGGCUGUAAUCAGAAAUUCAACACAAAAUCGAACUUGAAGAAACACAUUGAACGCAAACAUGAAAACCCACAAAAACAGUAUACAUGCGGGUUUGAAGGUUGCACGCAGGCCUUUAAGAAACACCAGCAGCUGAAAACACAUCAGUGCCAGCACACUGGCGAGCCACUCUUCAGGUGUCCCCAGGAGGGAUGUGGGAAGCACUUUGCCUCACCCAGCAGGCUGAAGCGGCACAUGAAGGUUCACGAGGGCUAUCUAUGUCAGAAGGGAUGUUCUUUUGUGGCAAAGACAUGGACAGAGCUUCUGAAGCACAUGAGAGAAGCUCACAAAGAGGAAGUCAGCUGUGCAGUAUGCCAGAAGACAUUCAAGCGCAAAGACUACCUUAAGCAGCACAUGAAGACUCACGAUUCAGAAAGGAUGGUGUACUUCUGUCCGAGACAAGGCUGUUGGAGGACCUACACAACUGCCUUCAACCUGCAGAGCCACAUUCUUUCCUUCCACGAGGAACAGCGUCCAUUUGUGUGUGAGCAUGAUGGCUGUGGCAAGACGUUUGCAAUGAAACAAAGCCUCAUGAGGCAUAGCGUUGUGCACGAUCCUGACAGGAAGAGGGUGAAGCUCAAAGUAAAGCGGCCUCAGGAAAGACGGAGCUUGGCCUCUCGCCUCAGUGGGUACUUCCCUCCUAAAAGGAAACAAGAGGCAGACUCCCCCAUGUCUAAAAAUGCAGACUUCAGCAGCAGCCCAGAAGGCAAGAUGCUGGUGCCAGAUACAUCAUUUACCCUCCACUAGGUACCACUGGCUGCGAGAGGGUCUCCAGGGCAGCCAGCAGGAGCUUCUUCACAAGCCUGCAUUUUUUUAUUAAAGUCCCUGACACAGCACAUCUGA
Messenger RNA from Cricetulus griseus (Chinese hamster), 1290 nucleotides. The record is from RefSeq and is a predicted model, not a curated record. Lineage: Eukaryota; Metazoa; Chordata; Mammalia; Rodentia; Cricetidae.